ACAAACACUUGUGUUAUUGUCCAAGAAGAGCUCUCAGCCCUUUGAACAUUUCUACAUUUGCUUUUUUUCCCAAAUCAAAACAUCUAUUCCCACACACACACAUCUCUCUCUCUCUCUCUCUCUCUCUUUAUCUUUGCUUUUUCCAAAGUUUGCUUCCUUUUUUUCAUUUGUUUCUGAAGCUUCAUUGUUCGCCACUUAUCCAAAAUGGCGAAUUCGGCAUCAGGGAUAGCAGUGAGUGAUGAGUGCAAGCUGAAAUUCAUGGAGUUGAAAGCAAAAAGGAACCAUAGAUACAUAGUGUUCAAGAUUGAUGGUCAGCAAGUUGUUGUUGAGAAGGUUGGUGGACAGUCAGAGACUCAUGAUGAUUUUGCUAACAGCUUGCCUCCCAAUGAAUGCCGCUAUGCUGUUUUUGACUAUGAUUUCACUACUAAUGAAAAUGUCCAGAAGAGCAAGAUCUUCUUCGUUUCUUGGUCACCAGAAACAGCAAGGGUAAGAAGUAAGAUGCUGUAUGCAAGCUCCAAAGACAGAUUCAGGAGGGAAUUCGAUGGUGUCCAGGUUGAGUUGCAGGCUACUGAUCCAAGUGAAAUGAGCUUGGAUACCUUCAUUUGCAGAGCUCUCUGAAUUCUGUCUACACUGUUAGGGCCUUUUAUCAACUCACUAGUAAAAAAAAAAUAUGUUAUAGGCUCUUUUUCUCAAUGGGGUUUGAGGAAUUUUUGUUCAUUUACGCUUUCUUGUCUAAGACGUUCAGUUUAUAUGUCGUUUAAGAUUUUUUCGUUUGUACACUAUAGAUAUGAUCAUGUGUGACAAUGUGAUGGAAUCCUAAUUUCUAAUUAAAUUCACUUCAAUUCUUCUUCA
Messenger RNA from Solanum dulcamara, 852 nucleotides. Its product is annotated as actin-depolymerizing factor 12-like. NCBI's taxonomy places the organism in Eukaryota, Viridiplantae, Streptophyta, Magnoliopsida, Solanales, Solanaceae. Gene Ontology annotation, biological process: actin filament depolymerization. Gene Ontology annotation, molecular function: actin filament binding. The transcript is spliced from 3 exons. The record is from RefSeq and is a predicted model, not a curated record. Gene Ontology annotation, cellular component: cytoplasm; actin cytoskeleton. The coding region runs from base 205 to 618 and encodes 137 amino acids.